CACAAACCAGGGAUUCUGUAUCAGGAGGCGGUGGCGAGGGGGUGGUGAGGAGAGGAAGCCCACAGGGCUCCUGAGGGGACGGCGUAGGGCAACCAGGGCCGCUUAAGGCUGGACCGACUGGGCCGCAGGGACAGCGAGGGAGCAGCCUGCCUCUGCCAACUCUCAUCGGAGGGCCGUUGGGGUCCCCCCUCGCCAAAGAAAGAAGCCGCUUGGCCUGCAUCAUGGUGGAAAGCCGGAGGAUCCCAGGAGUUGACCUGGGAGCCCCCUCCGAGCCUCAGGUGGUCCGGAUCCUGGUGAAGAGCCCCUGGCAGAAAGAAGAGUUUCUGCUUCACAAGGACACCUCAGUCCGAGAGCUCAAGGAACACGUCGCCCGCCAUUUCUCCUCCUCCUCCUCCUCCUCCUCUUCUCCAGACCAAGUGGAGCUGGUGUAUGCUGGAAGGAUCUUGAAGGACCGCCGGACCCUCAGCCAGCACGGGCUCCAUCUGGACAGGGACGCCACCGUCCACGUGGUCAUCCGGCCUCCACGGGACGCUCGGCCCCAGCAGGCCUCUGCCGCUCCUGCCGGCUCGGAACAGACGUUUCCCCGGGACGGCACUUUUGCCCGUGACCGGCUCCGGGAGCUGACGGCCAGCCUGGGCCUCAACACGACCAACUUUGGGGAGUUCCAGAGCCAGCUCAUGUCCAACCCGGAGGUGAUGCUCCAGCUGCUGGAGGACCCUUUCAUUCAGAGCAAGCUCUCACGCCCUGGCCUGAUGAAGGAGCUGGUCACCGACAACCCCCAGGUGCGCCAGGUGAUGCAGAGGGCCCCCGAGAUCAGCCAUUUCUUCAGCUCUCCCGAAGGUGUGAAGCUGGUGGUCGAGCUCGCCAAGAACCCGGCGGCGGUGCGAGAAAUCAUCCGAUGCCCACCCCAGGCCCUCAGAUGCCCGGGAAGGGCGCCCAGCGGGGACAACAAUGGGGCCCUGCCCGAUUCUCUCACAGGGAUGCCUGGGCUGGGGGAGAAAGCCGUUGCCAAACGGACGAGGACCCCGCUGUGGUCCAGUUCCUCAGGUGGCCCCCAGGCCCCCUUGGACGGUGAUGAGAAGCCCGGCUGGGUCAGAGAGCGCCUGCCUUCUCCCAGAGGCUGGUCUCCAAAGCCUGGGCCCCAGAACCCGGCUGCCGGUGGCCACGAGCCCAGCAAGGAAGGAAGCCAGGCGGCCUUCCGAGGAGAGGCCGGGCAGCUGGCCUCCGCAGCCGUCAAGAGCCUCCUCCACCAGAUCAUCAAGCACCUGGUGCAGAACAUGGCCGGCAGCCCGUCCCGGAACUCCUCUGGGCAGCGACCCAGCCCUGCCCCAGAGACGGGGGUCCCAGUGACUACCUGGAGGAGCCUGACUGGGCCCAGGACCUCCCGAGAGCACGCGGUGGCCCUUCCCGUCCUGGCCCUCCUGCAGCAGUUCCAAAGCGCGGACCUCCUCCUGGCCAGCUGGAGCCCCAAAGAGAUCCAGGGGCUGCUGGAGAUCCAGUACCGGCUGCAGGCCCUGGCAGCCGACGCACCGUCGGCAGAGAGGCGAGGCCGAUCCGAGCGGCCCGCCCGGAGAGCCCACUCCAUCACCUCUCUCUGCGACCCUGUCCCCCCAGCCCCGGGCGGAGGGCCCCAGGAGGGUUCUGCCCCACAGGUCUUGCAGACCUUGCAGACCUUGAUCAGCCCCAGCUUCUUGGCCGGGGCCAAAUCCGCCAACCGUCCCCGUGGCUCUUCCGCACAGCCGUCAGCGGAGCAGAAGCGGAUGUAUAAGCUGUGAACUGCAGGCGUCUGACCAGGGUGCCCCUGCUGGGAGGGCGGCUCUUUUGCUGCCGCUGCUGCUGCCACUACGGCUGCGGGGUGGACGUGGGAGCAGGCGGACGGAGUG
Messenger RNA from Pogona vitticeps (central bearded dragon), 1883 nucleotides. RefSeq names its product ubiquilin-2-like. Lineage: Eukaryota; Metazoa; Chordata; Lepidosauria; Squamata; Agamidae. Gene Ontology annotation, biological process: ubiquitin-dependent protein catabolic process. Gene Ontology annotation, molecular function: polyubiquitin modification-dependent protein binding. Gene Ontology annotation, cellular component: cytosol. The record is from RefSeq and is a predicted model, not a curated record.